Phaeoacremonium minimum UCRPA7 is the source of this 771-nucleotide messenger RNA. RefSeq names its product putative glucuronan lyase a protein. The transcript has a single exon. NCBI's taxonomy places the organism in Eukaryota, Fungi, Ascomycota, Sordariomycetes, Togniniales, Togniniaceae. Bases 1 to 771 code for a protein of 256 amino acids. The record is from RefSeq and is a predicted model, not a curated record.
AUGUUCUCAGGUAUUAUCCUCCUCAGUCUUGGUCUGGGUGCAUACGCGACCCAGCAGUUCAAGAACACAGGCACUAAAGCAGGCUGGGACACCUUCAACGUCGAGCACCUUGGCACUUGUGAUGAGGUGACCAAUGUGUAUCUUGAAGGACCAACCGCCCUCAAGAUGACGCAGACAUACGAUAACUACGGGGGAAGGUAUCACGCUGAGGCUGUCGUCAACAAUGGUUAUCAUCGCGGGGAAACUAAGUUUUACGGGUUCUCCUUCCGUCUAUCAGAGGCGUGGGAGUUUGACGACCAGGGCUAUAAUCUGGCCCAGUUCAUUGGUGACUAUGGCGACUACAAGUGUGACGAUUGGAUCCCCAGCAGCAUGAUCUGGAUCCGCAAGAAUCAACUCUAUUCCAGAACCAAAGGCGGUGCCGUCUGCAGUCCGGAACUUCACCAGUACGGUCCCCUAGCCACUGUCACGGCUGGAGUAUGGCAUACAGUAAUCAUCCAGGCAGACUGGGAGUCUGGCAGCACUGGCUAUUAUAAGUUGUGGUUUGAUGGUGUCAAGGUUCUCGAGCAGUACAACACUGUGACCACUUUUGCUGACGAUCGUGCUAUGAGCUUCCGCAUCGGCCUAUAUGCCAAUAGCUGGUACGACGACGGGAAAAUGGUCGGCAGUCAGAACUUCCGCCAGGUGUGGUAUGACGAAGUUGCUAUCGGAACCACUUAUGCUGAUGUUGACUCGACAAAGUGGAAGAGACAGGCAGUCGAGUGGAAGGCUUAA